Molecule: messenger RNA, 5700 nt
Organism: Sphaerodactylus townsendi
Lineage: Eukaryota; Metazoa; Chordata; Lepidosauria; Squamata; Sphaerodactylidae
Product: gamma-aminobutyric acid receptor subunit beta-4
Exons: 9
Coding region: 659-2140 (493 amino acids)
Biological process (GO): regulation of membrane potential; nervous system process; signal transduction
Cellular component (GO): neuron projection; synapse; GABA-A receptor complex
Molecular function (GO): extracellular ligand-gated monoatomic ion channel activity; GABA-A receptor activity; neurotransmitter receptor activity
Source: RefSeq, a predicted model, not a curated record
CAGGCGAGGGGUGGGAGGCGGGAGUCCAAAUUGCAUCGCUGGAGAACUCUUCGCCCGGCCUCCCUCUCCUCCUCCUCCUCCUCCUCCUCCUCCGCCGCCGCCGCCGCCACACACAUCGACUCCCCUCCUCUCCUCUUCCUCCUCCUCCUCCUUCUCCUCCUCCUCCUCCUCUCUGAAGGUGGAUAGCAGGAGCGAGGCAACAUCUGCAGGGCUGGAUGGCAGAUUAGCAGGGGGCAGAGCCAGCGAGCCAAGUGGAGGGUCCGGGGGGGAAAUCGGGGGUCCUUUUUCUUUCUUUUCUUUUCUCCUUCCCUCCCCCUCCUCUCCCCUCACCCAAAGAACGGAUUUCACGUUUUGCUGAGUCCAUUUGCGGGCGUUCGGUUCCCCCCCCCCCCCGGAUUUUCUCCAUUGGCAAAGGAUGCCUCGUUGAGAUGAUGCUGGAUGCCAGAAGAAGCCGAUUCUUUGAGGACCACUGAGCGGCGUGGGACACCCCCCCUCCCGCCCAUUUUUUUGGGGGGGAAAGCGUUUCAUGUGAUUUUUUUUUCAAACCCAGCCAAACAAGGACAUCGUUCGUUGCUCCUGUCUCCCUUCGGAGGGGGUGAUUUCCAGAAGCAGGACCCUCCCCUCCUCCCCUCCCCGCCAGACCUUCCUUCUCCCCUCCAUGGUGUUGGUGGAAAUGUGGAGAUUUCAGGCAGACAGACUGAGUGGAUUCGUCUCUGCUUUGGCAGCCCUUUGUCUCGCCUGCUGCGCUCAAAGCCCAUCCACUGGGAACAUUUCAGUGGUGAAAGGGAUUGUGGACAAACUGCUGAAGGGGUACGAUGUCCGCCUCCGGCCUGACUUUGGAGGUAACCCCGUUACGGUGGGAAUGAGCAUCCGUAUUUCAAGCAUUGAUCAGAUUUCAGAAGUCAAUAUGGACUACACAAUCACCAUGUAUUUCCAGCAAAGCUGGCGAGACAAGCGGUUAGCAUACAGUGAUCUGCCUCUGAAUCUCACGCUGGACAACCGGGUGGCUGAUCAGCUCUGGCUCCCCGACACUUACUUCCUGAACGACAAGAAGUCUUUCCUGCAUGGAGUGACAGUGAAGAACAGGAUGAUCCGGCUGCACCCAGAUGGAACAGUCCUAUACGGCUUGAGAAUCACCACCACAGCAGCUUGUAUGAUGGACCUGAGGAGAUACCCUCUGGACCAGCAAAACUGCACGCUGGAAAUCGAGAGCUAUGGCUACACGAUCGAUGACAUUGUCUUCUUUUGGCAAGGAAACAACUCAGCUGUGACUGGGAUGGAGGCGCUGGAGCUGCCCCAGUUCACCAUCAUUGAGCAGAGGCUGGUCACAAGAGAGGUUGUUUUCACCACAGGCUCCUACCUUCGACUAUCCCUGAGUUUCCGGAUCAAAAGAAACAUUGGCUACUUCAUCCUGCAGACUUACAUGCCUUCUAUCCUCAUCACCAUCCUCUCCUGGGUCUCCUUUUGGAUCAACUAUGAUGCCUCUGCUGCCCGGGUUGCCCUUGGGGUCACCACGGUGCUCACCAUGACCACCAUCAACACCCACUUGCGAGAGACCCUCCCCAAGAUCCCCUAUGUCAAAGCCAUCGAUGUCUAUCUCAUGGGCUGCUUUGUGUUUGUGUUCCUGGCGCUCCUGGAGUAUGCGUUCGUCAACUACAUUUUCUUUGGGCGAGGCCCUCAACAACAGAAGAAACAGAGCGAGCGCAUCAACAAAGCAAAUAAUGAGAGGCACCGAUACGAGGAGAAGCGGGUGAGAGAACAGGUCGACCCUUAUGGUAACAUCCUUCUCAGCACUCUGGAAAUGAACAAUGAGCUACUGGCUGCGGACAUGAUGAGCACCGUGGGAGACUCCCGAAACUCUGUCAUGUCCUUUGAAGCAUCAGGAAUCCAGUUCCGCAAACCGCUGGCCUCCCGAGACGGCUUUGGACACCACCCCACCUUAGACCGCCAUGUCCCGCUGUCCCAUCAUACUGCAGCCCGCAAUCGUGCUAACUGCCGACUCCGCCGGCGGUCGUCGAAGCUGAAGCUCAAAAUUCCGGACCUGGCAGACGUCAGCACCAUUGACAAGUGGUCACGGAUCAUUUUCCCCAUCACCUUUGGAUUCUUCAACCUGGUUUACUGGUUGUACUAUGUCAAUUGAUGCCUGCAGGCUCCACAAGAAUAGGGAAAGACACUCAAACUAUGACAACACCACAGGAGUGCUGCAGUCUUUGGGGUUUGGGUUUUUCUCUUACUUAUGACCAAUGCUUACUUCUCACCCUCCCCUCCCCACCUUUGGUUUACGUUUCUCCUCGAUAUCUCUUCUCUUUUUCAGCACAUUCGACACACAGCCUGUGUGUGGUGGAAACAGGGGCAUGUGGAGGGGGGAGGGGUUGGCUUCAGGGAUGAACAGGGUCAUCUUUCUCUCAGUUGGGUUUGAGUUUCUUGCUUGAUGAACUUCACCGCUUUGGGGAACAAAACACCUUUCUCCUGAAAAACAUCACACACACACACACACACCCGCAUUGUCGCAGCUAACUCAGCCAAUAGGGUGGCGUUGAGUGUGUUAAAGUUGGAAGGUGCCAAAAGAUGCACAGCCAUGAAGCUCCAGUGGCUUGCCAAACUCUCGCUUCCUUGUUCUGGGGGUCAUUUUUCUCUGUUUCUUUCCUUUGUCUCUCUCUCUCUCUGUUAUUCUCUCUCUCUCAGUUGUUUCAUUAGAAGAAGGAACUGCAUUCUCACUGCAUGAAAUGCCUUUCUUCUUCUGUCUCUGUCUCCGAAGUCUAUGAGAAUCUUUCUCAAAAGGAAAUAUCUAUGUUGCAGCCCUGUUGGGGCAGGAACAGGGAAUUACCCAGGGGAAGGGAAAGAAGGGGGAGGGGCAGGAAGGGAAGGCCUACGUCAGAAUCAAAGGCAUGUUUCUAAGCCGCCUUAUCCCUUUAUCAGGAGUUUGGAGCUGUCGUUUUGUUUCUGGUGCAAAUGUGCAAGCGUCUGUGUGUAUGUGUGUGCAUGCGUGCAAACACAUUUUCUGGCCUGGGGAGGGGGUAGUUUCACUGUCUCUUUUGUAGAAAGAAGGUAUUGGUGAGAUAUAACUGGAAUGUGGGAAGUCUUGUGGUUGUCUUGUGAGUCCCAGGAAUGUAGGGGUGAAUCCCAGCUUUGGGUAGGUUCAGGCAGCUGAACUCAACAGAAAGUGAUGCUUGUUGUUUUCAUAACAUGGUGUUUCCAGAUGUGAGGGGUGUGGUGGCAGCUGCCAAGAUCAAGGUGGGGCCGCAUCUUUUCACAGACGAGGCUCUGAAGUUCAGUUCAGUUCUAGCCAGAGAAGGCUAUGGGAGAUCCUCCUAACCUCUCUGUCGCAAGAAAGAUCUGGGAAAGGGGGUUGGGGUUGGGGAGGGAGAUCUAAUGCCCAACCAUUCAAGUGAACUGUGAUUUCUCAUCAUGACCUGAAGUGGCAUGCUGCAGCAGAGGCAUGCCUAAAGCACUGACCCUUACCACCCCAGCAUUCGACUAGGGAACACUUGAAGUCCGGCGAAGCGUGCCAGAAGCUGCACAAAUUUGCAAGGAAGCUAAAGUGGUCCACGCAGCUCAGCAAUGCUUGGGAGGAUCCUCAUCUGCUCAUUCCGAGUGUCAGAUCUUAGAGCUACCAAAUCAUGGUGAGGAACUUCAUUAAGCAGUUCGGACAUUUUGGCUUCAGUGUUUCCCCUCCUCGCUGCAUGUGGUCAAUGUCAUGUGAGAAACAGACUCAGACAGGCACAAGGUUCUUUGGCUUUUCCUGAGGACUCCUGUUGCUAUCCUCUAUCACUCCUCACACACUUUGCCUUGAUCCAGAAUCCCCCUUUUCCGUCUCCAGCAUCUUCCCCUUCCCCUGUUUCAUUCGUGAUGCCAGAUGGCUUGAACUGGGAGCAUCUCAAAAAGCCAAGGGGCAUUCCACCUCAGCAGAUGCAAAUGCCAUACUCAGAAUAAAUGCAACAUUUUUUAUCCCCUGUGCUUACGCUGAGUUACAAGGUUUUGAAGGGUCCUCCAGCUUAAUGGAGGAUCAGUCUCCUGAGUGCAUUUUUUUUAUUCUGCCCUUCUUCUCAGGGUGGCAUAUAUAGUUCUCCCUUUCCCAGUGUAGCCUCACAACAACCUUGUGAGGUAAGUUAUACUGAGAGAGAAAGACAGGUCCAAGUUCACCCAGUGCACUUUUUGCCAGGGUGCAGGUUUGAGCCUGGGACUCCCAAGUCGUAUUCAGACACUUCAGCUGCAACUCCAACUUAGCCAGUGAAGAUUGUGCUUAUUGUUGGGAGUAGGGGCAACACAAAAGCUGUGUUAUGCAUGCGUAUCUUUAGCUGAGUUUGAGCCGAUGAAAGACUGAUGCUUUUGGCUGAAUGUGUCUUGUGGAGAAAAACAGAACAGUUCUCUGCAUAUUGGGGUGGGUGGUUGGAUCCCGUUUUGUACCAGGAAAUCCUGAAUUGAUCCAUGAUAGCAAAGCCCAGUAGUAGUGUAUGUGUGAGGCUCUCUGUCACUCACAUGUUUCCUUCAGAUGUGCAGAACUAGCAACUGCGCCUCUGCCUGCUCCAUUCGGGCCUCAUCUGCUGCCAAGCAGCAACCUAAGUAUGUUCAACAAAGGAAACGAGGACACCAGCCAAACGGAGGGGUGGAGACCAUUGUUGCUCAGUAGCUACCCCACAGUAGCCACAGACUUCUCACUGUUUGGUCUAAGAGUUUGGCUGCAGCACCAGGGCUGUCCCUCGCAACUCCUGUUUUCUGUUCGUCUGUCACAAUCACUAACGUCUUUCAUUGACUGUGGUUCCACCUAGUCACCUCCUGUACCAAAAAUAGCCCCGUUUCUACGACUCUAUCCUUCCAUCAAGGACUUGCUUGGAAAUCAUCUUGACACUUCAGAAGCAGCCAGGGCUUCCCACACGAGGCUUUGUCUUCUCAGCAAGAGUUUGACCAACAUCUACUCCAUCGGCUGGAGGCGAAGGCACAGUUGCCGCCCAGCCUUCUCCCUGGCCACCCUGACCUUCAGGAUUUCAAGACUAUUUUGGCCAAACCUCUGUUGGCAUGGGUUGUUUGCGUACGUGAUACUGAUGCAGCCACACGGGUGAAGAGAGCAUCUUUGCGCUAGUGAAAAAUGGGCGAACGACUGGGAUCACUCAACCAACUGCUCAUUUGGGUCACCGUGGACUGGCUGGAGGAGGAGGGUGAAGUCUCAUAGUCAUCAACAUUCAUUUUUGCGAGAUGUGGGGGAAGGAGGACUAUCUCAGGACAGCGCAACCGACACGUGUGCUUCAUUUCCUGCUGCUGGCAUCGGGCCGUCACUCAGGGACUUUUCUGAAUUGGGGACUGUCAUCGUAUUAAGUCAACCCCCUUCCCCCUCCACACUCCACACUUUCCUCAGUGGAGGAAGAACAAAAGGAAAGGACCAUUCUGAUCAAAUGCCAUGUGAAUGGAGAAGAGGGCAGCCUUGGAGGCAAAAGACCUUCUGUGCUUUUCAUUCAAAGCUUCACUCCGAAGGUUGCCUGUCCCUGAUAUAGGAAAAGGACACAUCUUUGGAACAAGGAGGAGUGUCUCAAUGGACAUCCAUCUUGUGGUCUUCUGAUAUCGGCCGAUCUGGCACGUUUAAGUGGGGCUGUGGUUCUGCUCUCCCCAGAUCUGCCAGGAUGAUCCCCAAACUCCCCAAAGUUGAUCUGCUUGGGAUAUGUGUUGCUUCCCACACGAGGCUUUGUCUUCUCAGCAAGAGUUUGA